This is a messenger RNA of Bipolaris sorokiniana ND90Pr, 2111 nucleotides long. Its product is annotated as glycosyltransferase family 62 protein. Gene Ontology annotation, cellular component: mannan polymerase complex. Bases 278 to 1732 code for a protein of 484 amino acids. Gene Ontology annotation, biological process: protein N-linked glycosylation; cell wall mannoprotein biosynthetic process. The transcript is spliced from 4 exons. Gene Ontology annotation, molecular function: alpha-1,6-mannosyltransferase activity. The record is from RefSeq and is a predicted model, not a curated record. NCBI's taxonomy places the organism in Eukaryota, Fungi, Ascomycota, Dothideomycetes, Pleosporales, Pleosporaceae.
AUCGACAUUAGUACAAUUAAACUAUAACGUGGCCUUGGCGAGUUGAUCCUCAGCCAAGACUUACCAGAGGAUACCAAAGACGCGCGAGCCCUCGAUUGAUCCAACAACCCACUCUCCUCUCGCUGCAAUCACCACGGCCGACUACACCUCUCCCCUGACAGGAUAGGGGAGAACAGAGCAUCAUUGUUCCGUGGCGCAGCCGUGUAGUCUGGGAGGUCUUAGCUGACCAGGGUUUCAAAGGGACCGAUCCAUACUAUCUGGUGCCCGUCUUCCACGAAUGCUUCCUUCAUACUCAACGUCAAAAGGGAAAAUGCAUCGCCAUGCGUUUUCCAACGGGGCAUACCCCUCCCAAGGGGGAGGCACCUUUUCCAUACAGCCUCACAAAUUCCAGCCGCGGUCACAGCCUGCCCUAAGACGGCGAAGGACGCUGAUACAGCGUCUGCUGCUUGUGGGCUCGCUUUUCUUUACAGCGCUAUUCUUCUUUUUUCCCAACCUGCGACCAAAUUUGGGCUCUGGACCCCUGAGCCUCAUCACUUCGAGCGACGAUUCGCAACUCGAGACGGUACGAUACUACGACUUGAACAAUGUCCAGGGCACCGCAAGGGGAUGGGAGAGGGAGGAGCGGAUACUUCUCUGCGCUCCAUUACGAGACGCAUCCCCACAUCUGCCCAUGUUCUUCAGCCACCUCAAGAACCUCACAUACCCACACAACCUCAUUGACCUGGCAUUCCUGGUUGGAGAUUCCAAGGACAAUACAAUCUCACUCCUGACAGAAAAGUUGAAGGAGUUGCAGGCCGACCCGGACCCAAAGCAACAAUUCGGAGAGAUUUCGAUCAUGGAAAAGGACUUUGGACAAAAGGUCAACCAAGAUGUUGAGAGUCGACACGGUUUCGCUGCACAGGCUAGCCGCCGAAAGUCAAUGGCGCAAGCCCGCAACUGGCUCUUGAGUGCUGCUUUACGGCCUACACACAGCUGGGUAUACUGGAGAGACGUGGAUGUUGAGACUGCUCCGUUCACCAUCUUGGAGGAUCUCAUGCGCCAUAACAAAGACGUUAUUGUGCCCAAUGUCUGGCGACCGCUCCCAGACUGGCUUGGCGGGGAACAACCAUACGAUCUAAACUCGUGGCAAGAGUCCGAGACUGCGCUUGCUCUUGCGGAUACGCUCGACGAGGACGCCGUCAUUGUAGAGGGUUACGCAGAGUACGCGACCUGGCGCCCGCAUUUGGCAUACCUUCGCGACCCCUAUGGUGACCCGGACAUGGAAAUGGAAAUUGACGGUGUCGGUGGUGUCAGCAUUCUUGCAAAAGCCAAGGUCUUCCGCGCCGGUUGCCACUUCCCCGCAUUCAGUUUUGAGAAGCACGCCGAGACAGAAGGGUUCGGCAAGAUGGCCAAGCGCAUGAAGUUCUCAGUCGUCGGUCUGCCCCACUAUACCAUCUGGCAUCUUUACGAGCCUAGCGUCGACGACAUUCGGCAUAUGGAGGAAAUGGAAAAGGAACGCAAGGCGAAGGAGGCCGAAGAAGAGGCCAAGAAGGCCAAGGAAGCUAAGAUCAAAGAGUCUUUUGACGAAAAGAAGGGCGACUGGGAGAAGGAGAAGGCCGCAGUUCAGGAACUGAUUCAAAAAUCAAAGAGCGAGGCCAAGGAAGGGGAGCAGAAGGACAAGCAGCUGGAGGAGAAAAAGAAGGAAGAAGCCAAAGAAGAGAAGCUGACCGAGAAGAAGGAGGGCAAGGCAUAACCUACAGUACACAAAUAAUGUGAGGGGCUACAAGACUUGGACUUCUUUUUUUGAUGCAGCUUCGUGCAUGCAGUGGGGAUGCGCGAGUACGGCAACGACAGUAACGACUUGGGUAGACUGGGAGCGCGCAUCUGGAACGUUGGUUUCUCUCAACUCACUGCAUGCUUUGGCUGGGACCCAAUAACACCAGCAUGUAGUAUGUCAAUGUUGAGCUGGAUUUGCUUGUAGGAAUCAGAGCUUGUCGCUUUCUCUUGUGGCGGGCGUUAGACAACCAGUUUGAAGGGUUGCAUAUAUUAGACAGCAAUUAUUGCAUCACAAGGCGCCGGAGGCCUCAGCAGUAGAUUUGGCGACGUAUUCAUCUGUAAUAAUAUAUGACACU